AUAUGUGUUGCUGAUUAUUAACAUUUUCUACAUCAAUAUAUCGCGAUGUCAGGUGAUAAAUCUGGCAAUAAGGCCAAACAAACUAGCCUUAUACAUCAGAUACGCCAGAGGUUUCGCGUACCGUCUAUUUGGUUGGCUCCAGCUAGGGCUGAUGCUCCGCAGCGCUGGCGUACGUCAGUAGGUGGCUUUGAUCCUGCUACCCCUUACGCCGAGGCUCUCAUUAACUACCACAACCAUGCUGUUUCAUUCAUGAUUUUUGUGGUUGUUACCGUCAUCGUAAGCAUCAGGAAGUAGAAACUUACACU
This is a messenger RNA of Babesia bovis T2Bo, 305 nucleotides long. RefSeq names its product putative integral membrane protein. The transcript is spliced from 2 exons. The coding region runs from base 46 to 294 and encodes 82 amino acids. The record is from RefSeq and is a predicted model, not a curated record. NCBI's taxonomy places the organism in Eukaryota, Apicomplexa, Aconoidasida, Piroplasmida, Babesiidae.